AUGGCCAAAUCUUUUCCAGCAUUCUCACUUUUGUCCUUUAUCUUGAUACAUUUGGUGCUAUCUUCUGUUUCAGGCCCUGGACACUGGUGGCCACCACAUGGAGUUAUUAAGGUGAAAUGUCCUUAUGAGAAAGUAAACUUGAGUCGGUUUAAUAGAACCUUCCACCCCUGCCCUGGCUUAUAUCAACCCAUCUGUGGAACCAAUUUUAUAACCUAUGGUAAUCCCUGCAUCCUGUGUGUUGAGAGCUUAAAAUCUCAUGGAAGAAUCAGGUUUUACCAUGAUGGAAAAUGUUAGCUGAGUGGACUUGAAUGGGGAAGGUCCCUUCUUUUUUUUCCCCUCCAUGUCUCCAAUCUUCCUCUUUCGCUUUUUACAUCUAUUUUCAUUUGUUCUUGAUGACAAAGAGCUGUCACUACUGAGCUUGUAGUAGAUGGCUUCAAGGUUCCUUCCAUGGACCUCUCCUCUCACUGAUUCAUUGUCUUCCACAGUCUCCCUAAUAAAUAAACUUUUAUGAAAGUC
This is a messenger RNA of Cebus imitator (Panamanian white-faced capuchin), 516 nucleotides long. RefSeq names its product serine peptidase inhibitor Kazal type 14 (putative) (gene SPINK14). Bases 1 to 294 code for a protein of 97 amino acids. NCBI's taxonomy places the organism in Eukaryota, Metazoa, Chordata, Mammalia, Primates, Cebidae. The transcript is spliced from 4 exons. The record is from RefSeq and is a predicted model, not a curated record. Gene Ontology annotation, molecular function: protein binding.